Helobdella robusta is the source of this 1227-nucleotide messenger RNA. RefSeq lists its product as hypothetical. Lineage: Eukaryota; Metazoa; Annelida; Clitellata; Rhynchobdellida; Glossiphoniidae. The record is from RefSeq and is a predicted model, not a curated record. The coding region runs from base 1 to 1227 and encodes 408 amino acids. The transcript is spliced from 4 exons.
AUGCAAGACAGCAUGUUAAUGAGAGGUAACGAUGGUACCAACAACAUAAACAACAACAAAAACAACAAUAAUAAUAUUAACAAUAAUUACAAUAAUAAUAAUAACAAUAACAACAACAACAGCAGCAACAUCAUCAUAACAAUAAAAGACAACAAGAGAUCUAGAUCGGAGAAGAGCAAACUCAAAGUUCAUAAUAAUAUAAAUAAUAAUAGUAAUAAUAAUACUAAUAAUAUUAAUAAUUAUGAUAAUAAUAAUAAUAAUAAUAAUAAUAAUAAUAAUAAUAAUAAUGAAAACAACAACAAUAAUGACAAAAAUGUUGGAAAUGAAUUUGACAUAGCUGAUAGAGAUUGUGGUUAUGAUGAUGAUGCUAAUGAGUGGGAGGAGGAGUCGUCGGUAUCGACUGAAUCGAUAACAAACGAGUCGAUGAAUGAAAACUUAGUAUCGAGAAAAAUGGCUUCAAACAAGCUGCUGCCCAGUGUGACAGUAUUUGAAAAAGUCGUGCCAGCAAAAUCGGUAUCGGUCGAAUCGAUAGCUGUUGCUUCGAGUAUGGGACAUGCGAAUAGUCGGACGCCAAGCAUAUCACUUAAUUCAACUCCGUGUCAAAAACUACAACAUCGGCAAGGCUCGUCUUGCUCUAGUGACCAAUCAAUGAGAAUACACGGCAAAAAAAACAACAACAACAACAAGAGCAACGAAAACAACAAUAAUUAUAAUAACAGUAACAACAGUAAUAAUAAUAAUGAUGAUGAAUUUAUUGGUCACAUCAACAAAAAUUCAGAUAGCUAUGAUAUCAACAACGUCAUCAAGCGAAACAAAUACAACAACAACAACGACGACGACGACAACAACAACGACAACAACAAUAGUAAUAAUAACAACAACAACAGCGACACGAAUAAGCUGAAGCAUUUGAGCAUUUUCAACGAUAGCUUGUAUUUUUUAGACGGCCAUGAUUUCAACUUUGCUAGUUACGACGGCAUUAAUUACGGCAACAAUGCUUACGACAAAGACAACAACAAUAAUUACAGUAACAACAAUAACAACAACAAUAAUAAUAACAAUAAUAAUAACAACAAUAAUAACAAUAACGAUUAUGACAAUAAUAACGUUAAAAAGGAAUCGGAGGGAAGGCUCUACAGAGUUGCUAAAGAGUUGCUGGAAAGUGAAAAGGCCUAUCACAGAGGGCAAUUACGGAAAAAACCCUAUCUUAACUGCAAUCGAAAGUGA